Daldinia vernicosa is the source of this 498-nucleotide messenger RNA. RefSeq lists its product as uncharacterized. The coding region runs from base 1 to 498 and encodes 165 amino acids. The transcript has a single exon. The record is from RefSeq and is a predicted model, not a curated record. Lineage: Eukaryota; Fungi; Ascomycota; Sordariomycetes; Xylariales; Hypoxylaceae.
AUGGAAGGGGAUCCGACACAAAACCCCUUCGCGCAGUCCUCGAAGGAGAGAGAUGACGGGACGCUUGAUGAUCUAUGCGGCAAGCUUCAACAACUUCGUCAUGGUCAUUCACUACCUCCACUACCUCCUGAGCUUUUACUGUGUGUUUUUGACUAUUUUCGACUUCCAGUCCAAGACGUAACCUCUACAAUACCCCCGCCCGAGUUCCUAGUAAACCGUAAAACCCUUUAUAAUCUCUGUCUUACCUCCAGCGUCCUCAACGACCUCGCAAAGCCGCUCCUUUAUCAGACAGUCAUCUUUUUUCUCGAGUCCCGAGACUCUGAGGAUCAUCAAAGCGCCAUCGCCUAUGGGGGCCUAAGGAGUUUAAUACUCUUAGUCCGAACUCUGUUUUGGAAGGACGAAUACUGUGAAUAUGUCAAAAAUAUAAUUUGCCCGGCGAGUUUGAAGCCUCGUGACUGGGAUAGCGAACUUGAGAUAAUUCGCGACGAAUGCCGGUGA